UAAUAAUCAAGUGUUUAAAUUGAUCUGUGCUGUACAAUGCAAUUUUGUGUCAUUUAUACUCAAAUUUUAUAAAUAUUUUGAAUUAUUAAUCUAAGUUAAAAUAAUGCAAAAAAUAUAUUUUAUUUAUCACUACAUUUCUAUAAUAUUAAUGUAAAGUUUUAACUAACGAAAAUACUAAAAUAUCUACUUGUAAAUAUCUUAUAUAUAUAUUAUAAAUAUAGUUUCGAUCCGCUGUGUGUUUACAUGAAUUUUUAUAUUGUUUUAACCAGUAUAAACAAUGCGGUGUUCUGUGCCGGGAUGUAAAAAUGAUUCAAGAUAUAUUUCUAAAUCUCAGGGGAUUACGUUUCAUGUCUUCCCCUACGAAAGCAGUCUCCGCACGGCAUGGCUGCAAGCAGUCGGCAAGCGGCACUGGGAGCCGAAAGAGAGGAGUGCUGUCUGCUCAGAGCACUUCCUCGGCGAGGACCUGUACGAAACCAAGAGCGGCCUGAGGAAGGUCAGAGCUGGUGCUGUGCCUAUCAUCACGCAGGAUUCAACCAACUGCGAUAAUAAAAAAUCGCCAGGCUUGAAGGUAUGCAGGAUUUGCCUGGAGAUGAGCAGCAAGCUUUUCUCCAUGAAGAAGUAUAAGUUACUGCAGCCAUAUCAACACAUAACUGGACUAACCGUGAACGACGAGGACCGCCUCCCGAGGAAGUUGUGUGCGGAGUGCGCACACCGCCUCCUCAGCUGCCACCGCUUCCGGGACAAGAGCCUGCGAGCCAACCAGCUCAUGGUGGAACUGCUCAAGAGGGAAGACAGUCUGACACCUGACAACAUUAAAACAAUAGAUAGGCUCAACAAUCGGUUAGUAUCGGAUCUAGAAACUAAACAUUACCCGACUGAUCAUUGCGAGUUAUACAUAAUAGAUCCAGAAGAUACAAAGAAUAUAAAAGCAGAAGAGGUAGCACAGAGAGAAGAUGAUGUAAAACCUGAGAUCAACACUGACAUUUUUGCUGAUGAAUUUCUCGAAGAGAGCAAAGUAAACGAUGCGAUCGACGACGAUUUCGACGCAGAUUAUGUUCAAGCGGAGAAAGAGUAUUCAACAGACGACAGUCUGCCGUUAGACAAGAGAAGGGAGAAGAGCAAAAAGAGAAAGAAGGUAGUUAAGAACGUAAAGAAGAAACAGGCGAAGGAUCCGACGCAGCCGAAAAUUGAUAGGCGAAGAAAACCGUUUUUGAACGACGAUCUGAACGAAACCCUGUUCACAAUAACUAAUCUCUCGUUUGAUGAACAAGUUGCGGAAAUACUGAAAAGGCAAGAAAGUGCAAAUUAUAAAAAUUCCGUAUUUAAAUGUAUGGAGUGUUACAAAGGAUUUUUGGAUAAAGAAGCCUAUAAUUCGCAUAUGAGCAGGCAUACAGACCAAUGCGGCGAGUAUCAAUGCGAUAUAUGCAAGACGCAUUUCAAGCAUCCGCACGCGUUAAGGAAACACAUAACGGCCCACCACACGCAGCGGUUCAGCUGCAACAGGUGUCCGUACGUAACGACCCACAGGCAGACGGCCAGGCUGCACGAGAGGUGGCACAAGGGCACCAAGUAUCAGUGCCCGCACUGUCCUGACGAGUUCCAAAAGUUCACGACGUACAUGGGACACAUACGUAUCAAGCAUCCAUCGGACUUUGUCUGCCAGUUAUGCGGGUAUUCGUUCGUGAGUGAAAAAGGGAUACAGCUGCACAAGAAGUUGAAGCACCGGUUGGAAGAUGAGCAGAUCCCAGAAGACGGGCCCUAUUGUGAACAAUGCAAUGUUCGGUUCGUCUCGCCUGAAGCCCUGAAACGCCACAUCGUGGUGUCGGCUCGCCACGCGGACGAGGACAAAGAGGCUAACAAGCCCAAGAGGGGCCGGAAGACCAGGGACGCGGUGGAGAAGGAGAGGACGGCCAAAGAGAAGGCGGACGAUGACAAGAAAGUGUACCCAAGUCAGAUGAGGAAGGCCGAGGGGCCGAUACCAUGCGAACAGUGCGGUCUGCAGCUGGAGGACUCGCGCGCAUACCACGGCCACUUCCGGCGGAUGCACCCGGACAAGAAUCGAACCAAGUACCCGUCGAUGAAAUCACCGUGCAUGUGCGAGGUCUGCGGUAGAAUGUUCCAGAGCUACGCACUGCUGAAGGACCACCGCUGGACUCACACCGGCGAGAGGCCGUUCGCGUGCGAGUCGUGCGGCAAGGCAUUCCGCAUGAAGCAGAGACUCGUCGCCCACCGUCGGGUCCACGCGCAGCAUAAAGCCAGCUACGGUUGUUCACUCUGCGGCAAGCACUUUUCCACGCACAGCAAUCGGCAGCGGCAUAUGUUUAUUCACACCGGUCUGAAGCCGUUCAAGUGUGAGAUGUGUGGCAAGGGAUUCAAGCACGCAAGCGAGAAGCGGGCUCACAUCACGUAUGUGCACCUCAAGAAGCCCUGGCCGAAGAGGACGCGCGGCAAGCGGCGACCGGACGGACGGACGGGACAGAUGCAGCCGCAGCAGUCCGCGCCAACGAGCGCGAGCGAGAUGGACAUAGCGCAGCCGCUGUGGCCCGCGUGCGACCAGAAACUGGCCGAGAUGAACCCCAUAAUGGACGAUAAACCUAUGUAUUAUAAUUUAAAGAUAUAGUGAAGUGUAGUUUUAGUGUCCACACGUGUGUAAAGUAUAUUAGAAUACACUGUAGUGCCAUUGCUUGCGGUGGGUUCAGGGAUAUAUAUAUAUUUUUUUAUACAACUUAGAAUGGCAAACAAGCUGACGGCUCACCUGAUAGUAAGUGGUAACCGUCGCCUAUAGACAUGAGCAGUACCAUGGACAUAACAGAGUAUACUGUUUUGCCCAUGAUACCCAUGCGUUGCCAUUCCUGAGGACUCGGGUGUUAUUCCUCUGUACCCAGUGAAUUCACGCCAUAUCCCACCCUUCAAACCGAAACAACCAUGCAAACACAACUGCUUCACGGUUGAAACACGAAUGGAACAGAGGUACCCAAGCAAUCGACUUUUGUACAAAGUCUCCCUCUGGUAAAUAUUCCUUCACGAAACUUGGUUGAAAUAGUAACCCGGGGGGGGGGGAGUUACCAGGAUAUUUUUUUUAAUGGAUGAUAAUGCAAUGGUAACCGCAAUGGUGGCAGGUAUACACUGGCGGAGCACCAGUGAGGGAAGUUAGAUGAGAAUGAAAAGGCAGGUCAGUUAGCCAAUCGUGAUGAAUAUAUCUUAAAAUACAGCACUAUGGUUUCCAAGGAGGCCACGUGGAGGUUGAACUGUUUUUUUUUUUUAAUGGAUGAUAAUGGAACGGUAACCCGUGCUAUCGGUAUACAUCGGCGGGGCACCAGUGAAGGAUGAUAGGUGAGGAUGAAGCAGGUCAGUUAGCCCAUCGUGACGAAUUCAACAAGAAUUGUUCACGAUGGUUUCCAGGGGGAACCACGUGGCGGUCUACCUAAUAAGGCAUAUUGCUAGCAAUGGGGCUGUCAAACUCCAUUGCUAACAAUUCCUUUCCUCCCAAGGUUGACCUGUUAGGGUAUAUUGUUAGCAAUGGAACUUGUAAUCCGCAUUACUAACACCCCCCCCCCCCCCUCUCAUUAUCCACAUCGAUUGAGAACGCUCUCAACGAAGUAAUGUAAAUAGAGGUGUGCAAAUCCGAAUGAUUUUGUUAUUCAAAUAAUUUGUUCCUGAAGGUUUAACUUAAAAUUUGGUGUGUUUAUUCAUUAAUUUACAGAGGAAUAACACCUGAGUCCUCAGGAAUGGCAACGCAUGGGGGUAUCAUGGACGAAACAGUAUACUCUGUUAUGUCCACGGUACUGCUCAUGUCUAUAGGCGACGGUUACCACUUUCCAUCAGGUGGGCCGUCAGCUUGUUUGCCAUUCUAAGUCGCAUAAAGAAAAUCUUACUUUUUUAAUUUACCUGUUUAUGAAAUCCUCUCGUAAUAUGUCUCUGCUUGUAUGAAUCAGCACUUUAUGGCAGCUAUAUAAUUAUAAGUAAGCAAUAUUAAAUUAAGUGAUAAUUAUUCCUAUUAUUAAUUAUUUUUAUUAUUAUAUAAUAAAUAAGGUAAAAAAAAAACAAUAAAAAAUACAAAACAUGUCUAAAGCCUAACUGCGGUUGUCAAUCCGCCUACUAAGCGUGGCAACUACAGGCAAAACCCCCCAAGGGGGAGGCUUAUGUUCAGCAGUGGACAGUUAAAGGCUGGUAUGACGAUGAUGAAUAAAUAAGGUGAUUUUGCCCCAGUAUAUAGAGUUCCGUGUUUUGGGGAUCUACCAUGAAAUUUCGAAGUUUCGGACUCAGUUUCGUGUUAUCGUUCAAUUCAAUCGGUCCAAUGAAUGGAGCUUAACAUUUUGUUUGUCAUAAAUCGCAUUACACGUCGCAUGAGGUGGGCGAGGAUCAUGAAUGAGAACCUCAUGCGUGCGUUCUACAAAGCCACAGGGACAGAGACAGGCAGAACAGGAUACCGGGCAGUGAUGCACCGCGGGUUUCUGCGUCGUUCACCGGAUUUGACCGUCUCGGAAUAGAACAUAGUUGACAGAGGACAUGACACACGGCGCUCGGGUAUGUGAGCUCAGGUGAGGUUGUUCCAGAAGCAAACUCGACAACCGUGGAGCAAACCACUUUUGAUGCGCUACCUAGUGCAGAGAUAAUCGAAGACGAAAUAUCUCCGGAAGAGAAUGCUGGUGGAACAACUUCUCAGGAGCAAAUGAGGAGUAUACUAGAGAGGGUCCAGAGGUAUCAACAAAAUCGUUUCUUUAUGAGCGAUCAGUGUAAGUUGUACAGGAACUUGGAGCACCCUAAACUGCAGCCCACAGGGGAAAGACCAGAAACGGCCAAUUUCGUCGCAUUUUGGCUACAGUUGUGGUUUGAACCUCUGGAGCAUACAUCCAUCGAAAUGAUCCCAAUCAUUCCAUUAGGGAAUGGUCAAAUCCCAACUAGUCUGGAACAAUACCUCUGGCGGUUGGGAUUCCGAGGCGGCUCACUCCCGGAAAAGAUGCAGAAAGCUCUUAGAUACUGCCCACAUUGUAUGCCGGUUUCUCUCCCUGGGGCCCUGAACCCCGGCCGACUGUGCUUCUGCCGGGGAUUAGUUUGCCAUCUCCCUUUAAGAGAGAUGUGAAUUUUGAGAAAAUAAAAUAAUAAGUACAAAUGUGUACUUGCAUGCUUGUGUGUGUCGCAUUUAAUUGUGUUAAAAAGCUCUAUUCAUGGACACGAGGGUAUCUUACGAAAACUAAACUUUGUGACUUUAAAGCAAAUUUAUAUAUAAUUAUUUAUAUUUAUAUACAUAUUGUAUGUAAAAUAUAUUUUUAUUGGGAUAAAAUGUUCAGCCAUGCAGACCAGAGGGAGACUGUACAAAAGUCGUUUGCUUGAGCACCUCUGUCCCAUUCGUGUUUCAACCGUGAAGCAGUUGUGUUUGCAUGGCUCUGUUUCGGUUCGAAGGAUGGGAUAUGGUGUGAAUUUACAGGGUACAGAGGAAUAACAUCCGAGUCCUCAGGAAUGGCAACGCAUGGGGGGUAUCAUGGGCGAAACAGUACACUCUGUUAUGUCCAUGGUACUGCUCAUGUGUAUAGGCGACGGUUACCACUUUCCAUCAGUUGGGCCGUCAGCUUGUUUGCCAUUCUAAGUUGUAUAAAAAAAGGCCUUAGCGAAGCAUGGCUGACUUUAAAUUAUAUAUGAGGAUGGUGAAAAUGACGAUGAAAUAAAUUUUCUAAUUAUGCGACAGAUAUUAAGAAUGACGUCAUUUUUUAUUUAUUUUUAUUAUUUAUUUAAAAAAAAAUAUUCAUGAUUUGAUUGUAUAUAAAAAAAAAUAAGUGUAUUUUGUAUUUAUUAAAGUGAAAAAUAAAAUUUACUUUAAA
Messenger RNA from Galleria mellonella (greater wax moth), 5819 nucleotides. Its product is annotated as zinc finger protein 737-like. Bases 278 to 2620 code for a protein of 780 amino acids. Gene Ontology annotation, molecular function: DNA-binding transcription factor activity, RNA polymerase II-specific; zinc ion binding; sequence-specific DNA binding. Gene Ontology annotation, cellular component: nucleus. Lineage: Eukaryota; Metazoa; Arthropoda; Insecta; Lepidoptera; Pyralidae. Gene Ontology annotation, biological process: regulation of transcription by RNA polymerase II. The transcript is spliced from 13 exons. The record is from RefSeq and is a predicted model, not a curated record.